Messenger RNA from Fundulus heteroclitus (mummichog), 2833 nucleotides. RefSeq names its product sodium/potassium-transporting ATPase subunit beta-2-like. Lineage: Eukaryota; Metazoa; Chordata; Actinopteri; Cyprinodontiformes; Fundulidae. The transcript is spliced from 8 exons. Gene Ontology annotation, biological process: intracellular potassium ion homeostasis; intracellular sodium ion homeostasis; potassium ion import across plasma membrane. The record is from RefSeq and is a predicted model, not a curated record. Gene Ontology annotation, cellular component: sodium:potassium-exchanging ATPase complex. The coding region runs from base 1 to 867 and encodes 288 amino acids. Gene Ontology annotation, molecular function: ATPase activator activity.
AUGUCCGGAUCAAAGGAGGAGCCGCGGCGCGCGUCCGGCGACUGGUGCCGGUUCUUCUGGGACCCGCGCACGCACGAGCUUCUGGGCCGCACGGCCACGAGCUGGGGUCUCAUCCUGCUCUUCUACCUGAUCUUCUACCUGUUCCUGGCUGGAAUGUUUGCUUUCACCAUGUACAUCAUGCUGCUCACCCUGGAUGACUACAAGCCCACCUGGCAGGACCGGCUGGCCACCCCAGGGAUGAUGAUCCGUCCUAAAGGAGACCAGCUGGAGAUCCGGUAUUCUGUGGCAGACACUGAGAGCUGGGACGGCUUCGUCCAGAACCUCAACACCUUCCUGUCUGUGUACAACGACAGCUACCAGGUGCAGCUGAACGAUGACUGCCCUCCUGAUCAGUAUUUCAUCCAGGAGGACAGUGGAGAGGUGAGGAACAAUCCCAAACGGUCGUGUCAGUUCAACCGGACCAUGCUGGGGGACUGUUCAGGGAUGGUGGACCGUUCCUAUGGGUACAGCAAAGCUCAGCCCUGCGUCCUGAUAAAACUGAACCGGGUGAUCGGGAUGUUACCUGGGAAGGACGGACAGUCUCCUUAUGUCAGCUGUGGAGCCAAGAAGGAGGACAGUGAAAAGAUGGGACCUCUGGCUUAUUUCCCUGUUAAUGGAACCUUUAACCUCAUGUACUACCCGUACUACGGGAAGAAGGCUCAGGUGAACUACACUCAGCCCCUGGUGGCCGUGAAGUUCCUGAACGCCUCUCUGAACACUGACAUCAGCGUGGAGUGUAAGGUGGUGUCUAACACUCUGCUGGCUGGCAGUGAAAGGGACAAGUUUGCUGGACGGGUUUCCUUCAAACUGAGGAUCAACGACCAAUAAACUCAGAGAUGCACAACGACCUGCUGGAGCUGCAGAACCAAUCACUUCACCUGGAUCAUCACCGAUUUCUCUUCUAGAGCCCCAAACUGACUAGCUGUUUAUCUGCCAACUACAUGAAACUUUCACCUACCAGAUCAGUGAUGCAUUCACUGAUCAGAUGUGUGAAAUAUUCACUGACCAGAUCCGUGAUGCAUUAACUGACCCCAUCUGUGAUGCAUAUAAUGACCAGAUCUGUGAAACAUUCACCUACCAGAUCAGUGAUGCAUUCACUGGUCAUAUCUGUGAUGCAUUCACUGACCAGAUCUGUGAUGCAUUCACUGACCAGAUCUGUGAAACGUUCACUGACCAGAUCAGUGAUGCAUUCACUGACCAGAUCUGUGAUGCAUUCACUGACCAGAUCUGUGAAACAUUCACUGGUCAUAUCUGUGAUGCAUUCACUGACCAGAUCUGUGAUGCAUUCACUGACCAGAUCUGUGAUGCAUUCACUGACCAGAUCUGUGAAACGUUCACUGACCAGAUCAGUGAUGCAUUCACUGACCAGAUCUGUGAUGCAUUCACUGACCAGAUCUGUGAUGCAUUCACUGACCAGAUCUGUGAAACAUUCACUGACCAGAUCAGUGAUGCAUUUACUGACCAGAUCUGUGAAACGUUCACUGACCAGAUCCGUGAAAGGUUCACUGACGAGAUCAGUGAUGCAUUCACUGACCAUAUUCGUGAUGCAUUCACUGACCAGAUCCGUGAAAGGUUCACUGACGAGAUCAGUGAUGCAUUCACUGACCAUAUUCGUGAUGCAUUCACUGACCAGAUCUGUGAAACUUUCCCCUACCAGAUCAGUGACGCAUUCACUGACCAGAUCUGUGAAAUAUUCACUGACCAGAUCCGUGAUGCGUUCACUGACCAGAUCUGGGAAACAUUCACCGAUCAGAUCUGUGAUGCAUUCACUGACCAUAUUCGUGAUGCAUUCACUGACCAGAUCUGUGAUGCAAUAACUGAUCAUAUCUGUGAUGCAUUCACUGGUCAUAUCUGUGACACGUUCACUGACCAGAUCUGUGAAACGUUCACUGACCAGAUCCGUGAUGCAUUCACUGACCAUAUUUGUGAUGCGUUCACUGACCAGAUCUGUGAUGCAAUAACUGAUCAUAUCUGUGAUGCAUUCACUGACCAGAUCCGUGAUGCAUUCACUGACCAGAUACGUGAUGCAUUCACUGACCAGAUCUGUGAUGCAUUCACUGACCAGAUCUGUGAUGCAAUAACUGAUCAUAUCUGUGAUGCAUUCACUGACCAGAUCUGUGACACGUUCACUGACCAGAUCUGUGAAACGUUCACUGACCAGAUCCGUGAUGCAUUCACUGACCAUAUUUGUGAUGCGUUCACUGACCAGAUCCGUGAUGCAUUCACUGACCAGAUUUGUGAAACGUUCAACGACCAGAUCAGUGAUGCAUUUACUGACCAGAUCUGUGAAAUGUUCACUGACCAGAUCCGUGAUGCAUUCAGUGACCAUAUUUGUGAUGCAUUCACUGAUCAGAUCCGUGAUGCAUUUACUGACCAGAUCUGUGAUGCAUUCACUGACCAGAUCCGUGAUGCAUUCACUGACCAGAUCUGUGAAACGUUCACUGACCAGAUCCGUGAUGCAUUCACUGUCCAGAUCUGUGAUGCAUUCAAUGUCCAGAUCUGUGAUGCAUUCACUGACCAGAUCUGUGAUGCAUUCACUGACUAGAUCUGUGACGCAUUCACUGACCAGAUCUGUGAAACAUUCACCGAUCAGAUCUGUGACGCAUUCACUGACCAGAUCAGUGAUGCAUUCACUGACCAGAUCUGUGAUGCAUUCACUAACUACGUCUGUGAUGCAUUCUCUGACCAUAUUCGUUAUGCAUUCACUGACCAUAUCAGUGGUUGACAGGGUUAAGAAGGAACAGACCAAUGAGAAUGCACAAACACUGUGAUGUCACUGCCACUGCAAACCAAU